CUGCUUUAGCAUUUAAUAAUCCCACAAAUCCUCAGAUCUCCCCCACACCAAUUUCCACCAAACCAAAUUUACCAUUUCUCUCUAAUGUCAAUCCAACCCAAUCCAAUUCAUCACACCCAGCCAUGAGUAACCAGGCUGAAGCUUCGGACUCGAAAGGAACGAAGGGGAUUUCAGUACGGCGAUUGUAGAGAGGAAGAAGUCGCCCAAUCGGCUCGUUGUCGAUGAGGCAAUCAAUGAUGAUAACUCCGUCGUGGCCCUACACCCGGAAAGCAUGGAAAAGCUUCAGCUUUUCCGCGGCGACACCAUCUUGAUUAGGGUUCUUUCCCUCUUUCUGGGAAUGGGUUUCAGAAUUGUUUGAUCGUUUUCGUAGCUGGCUUUGACUUGAUUUUUCAUUAUGGUUAGAGUUUGUGAGGAUGUGUACAUUAGUGGUCUGGAUGGUAUAUUAAAUGGUAAUUUUAGACUACUCGAUUGAGCGGUUUACUGGAUCUGUGAAAUUUUGGUAAUAUUUUUGCUAAAGAUGGAUUUUUGGAAACAUUUGCUCGUGAAAUGCACAGUGGAGAUUAGCUAGGGAUAAUGUAGUAAGUAAAACUUUAAGCCUUAGUUACUGUGUUUAGCUGUGUCAGUGCUUAUCCAUUCUGUUUACUUGCAAUUUUGCUACUAUUGAAAGGCAAAUUAGCCCAGGUAUCUUCUUGCUUUAGAAUAUAUGCUAGUGGAUAUUUGGAAUAUGCACCCGUGAAUAUGGGGUAUAAGUUCCUGUAAAUCUUUUACUUGAUUAUCUUUUGAAUCUGAAGACUUCCAUUUUCCUAUCAAAGAUGCCAAGGAACUACUUUGUGUGAGCUAGCAAUUGUAAAACUUUUUUUGUGUCGCGCAGGUUGGGGAGCUAUAUUUAUCUUCUUGUGAUUUGGAGUAUACAUGUCCUGUUUAAACAUGUCCAAGGUCAUUAAUAUCUUAGCAUGAGAUUAAUUGCAGAUUAGUGCUUUACAAACUGGACAUGGUCCACAAGAAAUUUUUCUUUUACUGAUUCCAUUUUUUUCUGUUUCUCUAUCAAUGAGAUGCUAUUCUAAGAUUCCAAUUCCCAUUUCCCAACGUUGCAUUCAUUAUAAAAAUAGAAAUGCAAGUGCAGCCCAAUAAAGGAAUAACCAACGACUUUCUUUUGCCUUCAAUUAUUGGACACAGAUUUGCGAGCUCCUCUACCGCUGCCCACCCAUUACCCAACACCAACCAUCUAUCGCUCGUCCCCCAGAGGAAAAUGGCCGGCACAUACCGGAAACCCCAUGCAAUUAUGAUCCCAUAUCCUUAUCAAGGUCACAUUAACCCCUUUGUACACCUAGCGAUCAAGCUUGCCUCCAAAGGUUUCAUAAUCACUUUUGUUAACACCCAAUCAGUGCACCACCAGAUCUCCAAAGCACAAACGGGCUGCAGAAGAGAUGACAUUUUCGCCAAAGCCCGUCAAUCUGGUCUGGACAUACGUUACGCCACCGUCAGUGAUGGGUUCCCGCUUUCUUUUGAUCGAUCCUUGAACGAGGAUCAAUUCGUGGAAGGCUUAAUACAUGUUUUCUCUGCCCACAUCGAUGAACUAGUGGGAAAUUUAGUAAAUUCGGAAACAGAACCUCCAGCUACAUGCUUGAUCUCGGAUACGUUCUUCGUGUGGGGAUCUGUAAUUGCCAGGAAACAUAAUCUCGUCCACGUUUCUUUCUGGACCGAACCAGCUUUGGUCCUCACUCUCUAUUAUCACUUGGACCUCCUCAGGCGAAAUGGCCAUUUCGCCUCUCCUGUGAAUCGCAGGGACAACAUAGAUUACAUUCCAGGAGUUAAAGCUAUCGAGCCCGGAGACCUGAUGUCAUAUCUUCAAGCCACCGACAUCUGGACGGUGGUGCACCAGGUAAUUUACCAGGCUUUUGACGAUGUGAAAAGAGCCGACAUCAUAAUUUGCAACACUGUCCAAGAGCUGGAGCUGGAAACAAUCUCAGCCCUUAAUCGCAAACAGCCAACCUAUGCCAUUGGGCCCGUCUUCCCAGCUAGCUUUACCAAGAGCAAUGUAGCCACUAGUUUGUGGUCUGAGUCAGACUGCACUCAGUGGCUUAACGAUAAGCCUGAUGGGUCAGUUUUGUACGUCUCAUUCGGGAGCUAUGCUCACACCAGCAAACAAGACAUUUUGGAAAUGGCCCAUGGGCUCUCAUCAAGUGGGGUGAGUUUUAUUUGGGUGGUUCGUCCAGACAUUGUCAGCUCCGAUGAAACUGAUUUCUUGCCCGUUGGAUUUGAAGACCAGAUUAAAGAUCGUGGUCUGAUUGUACCGUGGUGUUGCCAGAUUGCGGUGAUAUCACAUCCUGCGAUCGGGGGUUUCUUAACUCAUUGCGGAUGGAAUUCGAUAUUGGAAAGUAUAUGGUGUAGCGUGCCGUUGGUUUGUUAUCCACUGGUUACUGAUCAAUUCACCAAUCGUAAGUUGGUGAUCAAUGAUUGGAAAAUUGGAAUUAACCUUUGUGACAAGCAGGCGAUCACUAGGGAUGAGGUCGUGGAGAAAAUUAGUCUUUUAAUGAAUGGACAAGUUUUGGAUGAGUUGAGAGCGGCAAUCAAGGAAGUCAGAAAGAAAUUAGAACUUGCACUGUCCACAAAUGGAUCAUCGGAGGGCAACUUCCAUCAGUUUGUGGAGAAAAUCAAGACCCAAAUGCGGGAGAAAGUUGGGAUAGCUGCUAACGGACACCUUUCUUCUCGUUGACACAUGCUUGACAAAGGGUAUAUUGCGUUCUGCCUUGAGUUUCGGAAGCAAUGAAGGUUGGGAGCAAUUUUUUUUAAAAAAAAAAAUCUUCUCCCCUCUCAUCACGUCCUUGUUCCUCUAACUGUCAUUUUAGAAUUUGAAGCUGGCAGAACCAACUCCGAUGGUUAUGUGGAAUUAUUGUUUGAUUAUUCUUAAUAGCACAAGUCUAGGUAAUAAAGCGAUUAUAUACUAUAUAUGCUACGAUACAAAAGACGAAAUUAGUUUUUUUUCUAAUGUUUGGUUUAGAGUAAACAUGGAGAUAUGGCAUGGUAUUAUUAUUUUUUUUAAUUUAAAGGAAGAUCUCAUUAGUCUUUGGAAGUGUAUUAUUUCAGCUGCAAUGCAAUUGUAAUGCUGUAACAAUUUG
Messenger RNA from Coffea arabica (coffee), 3119 nucleotides. RefSeq names its product UDP-glycosyltransferase 86A1-like. The record is from RefSeq and is a predicted model, not a curated record. NCBI's taxonomy places the organism in Eukaryota, Viridiplantae, Streptophyta, Magnoliopsida, Gentianales, Rubiaceae. Gene Ontology annotation, molecular function: quercetin 3-O-glucosyltransferase activity; quercetin 7-O-glucosyltransferase activity.